ACUCUCCAACCCACACUCAUGCCUGCCCUCAGACACGCCGCAGCAACACUUGCCCUGAACCGGUGUGUGUAGGCGUCCAAUCAUCUCUACACCAAAACAUUGCACUCCAGCAAAAAGAAAGCCACUUGUUCUCUCACUCCUCAGGACUGAGACACGCUCCGGUUCUUGUGAGCGAUGCCUGCUUAGGCUGUGUAAAAGCUGCCGAUGGGAGCACGCUGGGAGAAAAAGAGCGACUCCCAGCCCUAGACCUAGACUCCGUUCCAAAAAGCAGCAGAUGUGACAGAAGAGAAGAGGCGGAGGGAAAGAAACUAAAUCUCCCUCACCCCUCCUUCCUUCAUCUGGGAGAACAAUACCCAGCCUCCAGUUGGAGAGGGUCAGCUUUUGUCCCUCUCCCCACGCUGCCACUGAAGAGUGCGGGGGCAGGCAGACGCGCUGACACAUUGACCUGCUGCUGUGAGAGGAGAGGACCGAUGCCGAAACACUUGCUGCACUUUGCACCGUUUGAUUCAGUACUUGGACAGCUCCUGAGCGACAACCAGUGUGAGUGUUUUCGUGUAUUUCCAUGAGAGACUCCUCGACCGGUCUGGUUUGGAGACUGAGAAGCACAGAUGCAGCCCCCAUGUUCACUCCAGCUUGGCACCUGUGGCCCCCCUCCAGCCCUGGGAUCACAGCGCAGUGUUGCCGGACUACAGCAGCUGGAGGAGAAGCUGCUCUUUGAGAAGUUUUGGAAGGGGACCUUUAAGGCUGUGGCCACCCCGAGACCAGAGAGUGUCAUUGUGGCCAGCAUCACCGCCCGCAGGAGGGUGACUGACUCAGAGACGACAGCCUGCCAGCCACUACAAACUGAUGAGAGGAAAGCGGUGGACUCCCGGGUGGACACUGCUGACAGAAAUGGCUGCAUCAAAGGAAAAGGACGCAAACAUCACAGUCAUCACAGGGCUCGGAGCCCCUUCUCAGAUGAGGAUCUCUCCCCUCGGCCCAAGGGGAAAAAAAAGAAGAGGAGAAAGUCUGAACGGAGGAGGAGGAAGAGGAAAAGGUCUCCUUCCCACAGCCUGUCGCCCCUGAGGAAGAAGAAAAAGAAGAAGAAGAAGAGCUCCAAGAAAAGCAAGCGGCAUAGGUAUACCUCGAAGAAGUCCAAACACAGCUCUUCAAGUUUAAAACAUAAGAGGAAGGAUGAGCGCAAGCACAAGAAAAGUUCUCGGACUCACUCACGGCGGAAGCGACGCCAUCGGAGGUCAGAAUCAGAGACUUCUUCCUGCCAAUCUUCCACAGAGGACAGACACCACCUGCAGAAAUCUGUGGUUCAUCAGACUUUAGGAGAGCUGGCAGCUGUAGUUGAUGAAACCAAAAGAGUGCUUGACCACACAGACAUGAAAUGGAGACCUGCAACCAAAUCAGUGUGUAAAACGGCUCCAAAAUAUCGCUCCAUCCUCUCAACCGCCACCAUUAUUUCAACAAAACCUGCAGGGGAGCUCUUAAGCGGAAUCAGGUCUCACGAUUUGUCGAGCCAGAUCGAAGGUCCGCAUGAUUACGAUUCUGGGAAUGACACAUCUUCACCACCGUCAAGCAAAACUGGAGUUUCUCGAGCAAGUGUCAGUGACAACAAGGGGAGCCACUGUCAACGUCUGGCAUCUCCAGAGAAGCUGAAGUUCCCAGAAAGAGACAAUGUCUCUGAUUCAGGAAACUCAGUGACCAGCUAUGCUUCCCUGUGCAGACCUUACGCCGAGGAAAGCUUGUCUGCAACCCUCUUCAGUGCAAACGGCAAGAGGGAGCAGAUAACCUUGGGGUGUCGGGUGGAAGUGGUGAGAUCUCCAAAGACAGAUCACAGUUCACAGAGGAUGAGCAAACCGUCUCGAAGGCGUCUGAAAACUCGGUCAUCCAGCAGCAGAAGUAGAAGCAGAUCCUCCGGGAGUUCCAGAAACUCCAGACGCUGCUCCCGAAGCCUGUCACUGUCAUCCUGCAGCUCGUACUCGCGCUCACCGAGUUAUUCAGCUGAUCCAAGACGACGAGGCAGCGUGGCCAGCCUGAGCUCCAGAGGAAGCUACAGCAGAUACACUCCUGACAGACUACGUGACAGAAAGAGAAAACAGAGCUCCAGAGAGACAGAUGUGAAGCAUGCACACAAGGUUAGCAGGAAGAGACAAAGACGCAAAUCCUACUCCCCCAUGAGGAAGAGGAGGAGAGACUCGCCGAGCCAUCUGGAAGCCCGUCGUAUCACAAGUGCCAGGAAGCGACCCAUCCCUUAUUUCCGACCAAGCCCUUCCUCCAGCAGUAGGUCCACCAGUGUGUCGUCCUGGAGCAGCCUCUUCAGCCGCAGUCGCAGCCUAAUCCACAGCCUCAGUCGGAGCCGGAGCAGAAGCAGAAGCCACAGUUACUCCUCCUACAGGACCUACAGCCGCAGCUCAUCCUGGAACUCAAUCUUUGGAACCCGGAGUCGCAGCAGGAGUCGGGGUUCAUUGCACAAACGCAACAAAAACAGGCAUUAGGGUUUCUCAGAGAACAUUAAGAGACUGAGGCGUUGGUCGUGUUUCCAGUUGAGAGCGGGAUGGCGCUGGAUGUCUGAGCAAUCGACUGUGAGCGCCCGUUUUGACGCUUGAGUGGAAAUGUCCCAGCAGGGGUCUGAGCACGUCAUUGAUGCAGUCUUGUUCUCUCUGUCCGCAGAAACCGCUAGAGACUGGAUGUCUUUUUGUUUGUUUGUUUUGUUCCUGUGCUGCAUCCUCCUCUUGCAUCAGCACUCACACAUCCUGAGACUGUUCAGCCCUUAGAUACUUACAAAAGAAACUGCACAGACUCCUGAAUUUGGUUAACUACUGCAGUCAUUUGUUUUUAUGUUCAUGAGCCUUUCACGGAUAUGAUUUCUAUUUAAAGUUUGAAAUAAUUUAAAGACAUAAUAUUUAUUUUUAGAUCAACUUAAAAAUGGUGCAUAAAUAGGCCUGAGUGUACAAAGAAAUGUUGUAAUUGCUUAAUUGUGUUGAUUUUGGGUGUUCAAUAUACAAAUCAUUUUAGUUGAUGGAUGUGCAGAUGCACCGAGUGAAGCCUUUUCAAGUUUCACUCGGUGCUGAGAUAUUGAGAUAUUAACUGUCCCUUGUCAGGUCUCCAUGUAUUAGAUCUAGUGCAGCGAUGUGAAGUACUGAAGUAACAUUUGAGCCGUUUGAUCCAAGUGUAUACAAAUGGCUUCAGAGGGAUCGUUAUCAGGGAUACGGAAAAGGUUCAUAGCUCUGAUCUUGACACUUCACAAGGCUGGGAGAGAAAAAAAAAAAAAACAGAAACUCUGAAAAAUGAAACAGCAAGGGUGGCCUGACGGCGAGCAAACUGCCUGUCAGCUCAAAUGUCAAAUUAAUUUAUCCUCUGAUCAGGUGGAAAACAAUUGAAAUGUCAGUCCAUGUAGUACAACUGUGAGCGAUUGAAACAUGGUGCAGGGAAGAAGAGGGAGGGGGAUUUCUUUUGACAAAAUGUCCACAGAGUCAGAUGAGGUUUUCUCACUGACAUCUCACGGGUAAUUAAACAUGAUGAAGCUUUUUGGGUAAAGGGUAUGUAGUGUUCAAUAUAACACACUUUUUUUUUUUUUUACAUGAAUUGUCAUCUGGUAGAGUCUGUAUGUGAACAUAUGUCAGUCUUAGUUUUCAAUGUAUAGUUUUGAUUUAUAAAAGAUGACAAAGUCAAACUGGUACCUCACAUUGUUGUUUCAUUUAAAACCUUUCAAAUACCGUUGACUGACCUCAAUUUUCAACACUGGAACCAGACACAUACACUGGAAAUCAACCACGCUUUAUUCUUGAAGUACGUCUGAAGGUCAAGGAUUUGUGCUGCAUCAUAUUACUUAUUUAAUAUUUAUUGUUUUCUUGUCCCUCUCAGUAGCGCUCAGUCUUUCUAUGCAACACUGUCAAUUUAUAGUUAUUAUGACACUAUCAUUUAUUUUUGGUUUGUAUGUGUUGUAUUUGAUAUUUGACACCGUCUCUUACUCACAAACGUUAAGUAGAAGCAGGUGAUCAAAUGAUGAAGGAUCAAAAGUAGGAUUGCAGGAAUUAUCCACCCUUUACCCCAAUACGAUACAGGAAAGAGGUAAAUAAUGCCACCGUUUAUAUCACUCUCAUAUUCAUUUGUCUUGAAUAUGAAGCUACAGCUGCAGGCUAACUUAGCUUAGCAUAGUUAAAAACAAAAGACAAGUGGAGGGCUUGCUUUUCUCUGUCAAAAGUGUUUCAGGGAGUUCAGCAACAUGAGGGAAGAACAAAACAAAAGAAAAGGAAAAUGCUUAACUAAACAAGAACAACACGUGACAAGAUAAGACUGGUGGCAGUUAAGUGAACUGCAGUCAGAACCUUGUUGUUUGCACUCAGAUAGAUUCCUGGCAGACAGCCAAAACAGGGAUGUGACACUUGUAGCGUGUCUACGCUGCAUGGAUCUAGUGAUGAUUUCCAAUGUUGUUUGAUAAAGUGAUUUGUAAAUGUCAAGCUAGCCAAUUUACCAGCCGGAGUAGUUUAGGGAGUGCAGUUGAGUUUUGGCACAAAAUCAACUCGAGACAGUCUUAUGCUGUGUUGGGAAGGAUUAUGCCGACAUAAACAAACAAUUUAACUAAGUUAACCACACAAAAAAGGAAACUCUGAAAUGAUUAAAUACCCAGCAGAUAAUGUCCUCAAUCUUCCCCUGAUUGGUGACACAUUGUGCUGUUGUACUUCUUGCCAGAACACAAUAACCAGAAAGCUGUUGAGGUGCUGCUUGAUUGUUUUGUGUUUUUUAUUAACUUUUGUUUCAAACCAACAUGUCUCCUGUUCUCUAAUCUUUAUGCAAGCUAUGCUAACCGGCUGCUAAUUCAGACUUCAUGUUUGUCAUUACGAUACCGGGGUGAUCAAUUUUUUCAUCUUACUUGUUGCAAGUAAGCAAAUAGGCUUUGUUUGAAAAAUGUGAAACUAUCCCAAGAAGGUUAUAUACAAACUUCUCUGACCCCACAGUUUGAAACUGCCUCACCAUACAAUUAAGAGAGUUAUAUUUCUCAAUCAUUUCAAAUCCAUCAUCCUGUCUGAGGAACUGCUCCAGGCCUGACAGACUGCUCUCUAUGCACUCAACACUCUCAGAUUAUUUCCCCGAAUGUCAAGUAAAUUGGACAAAUGAGGGGAACAUGAUGCUGGAGGAGGAAGGAACUUGGCACAAAAGUCAUUCAUAAACUCUUAACCGAUGAUGAGUCAUGUCAGCCCAUGUUGACGAUGUGCCGAGGAAAGAUUUGUGCAGUCAAGCUGAUAAAUUUUCAAGAUGGGGGGCCCAUGCAGGCCAAUAGAACUUUCCCUAUCUCACAAUGUAACAUUUACAUAAGCUCUUGUGGAAAAAAAAAAGAUUUUGAUUAUUUAACUGCUGUGGUGUAAAUAUGCAUCUGAAUUGUAUAAAUUAUUCAAAAAGUGUGAUUAUUGAUUUUCAGAAUGUGAUUAAGGCCUUGUUGGAUGUUCAAAUGUUGGAUAUUAAGCAUUGUACGAUGGAAAAGAAAUGUGCCAUGACACCAUCAAUCAAUGGACUCUAUAUGUCUUUGUACUGAAGAUCCCUCUGAUUGUGUCUUUGUUCUUUUACAAAUCCACAAUAACAAGCUCAUAUAGCAAUAGUGAUCCAGUGUAUCAGUGUUAAAUUAUGCAUAUCCUCACUCUGUUUUCCAUCUGAAGGAGCAUACAUUUUUCAUACUGUCAUCUUUUGUCUCGUGUCAGUGCAAAAUCCUCCAAUGUAAUAAUGUGUCACCUGAAAAUUGAAUAACCCCAUGAAAUCAACUUUCCCUUCGUGUUUAGAAUAAGCUAUAUUAAAGAAGAAAAAAAAAAACUUGCUCUGAAUAAGAA
Molecule: messenger RNA, 5813 nt
Organism: Labrus bergylta (ballan wrasse)
Lineage: Eukaryota; Metazoa; Chordata; Actinopteri; Labriformes; Labridae
Source: RefSeq, a predicted model, not a curated record